This is a messenger RNA of Dicentrarchus labrax (European seabass), 7453 nucleotides long. It is a transcript of the gene map2, whose product is annotated as microtubule-associated protein 2. The record is from RefSeq and is a predicted model, not a curated record. Lineage: Eukaryota; Metazoa; Chordata; Actinopteri; Moronidae. Gene Ontology annotation, biological process: neuron projection development; microtubule cytoskeleton organization. Gene Ontology annotation, cellular component: neuron projection. Gene Ontology annotation, molecular function: microtubule binding. The transcript has 21 exons. Bases 393 to 5828 code for a protein of 1811 amino acids.
GUAGGCUGCGGAGCCUGUGUGUCCGACAGACCGGGGAGUUGCACUGAAAGACACGGCGCCGAACAGCCAGGUUUAAAUGAGCAGUGUUGCGGAAUUUGUCUGAUAUGAAAGCAACAGAUCAAUCAACCAAAUCUCUCAGAUAGAUCUCGGAUGUUAUCCCUUCUCCUGAGCUGUGGACAACAUCCUAUCUAGCCAGGUGUGACAAGGAGGCUGCCCCCCGUUGGAUUUCAGUAUUCCUCUGACAAUCUUGACGUCAAACGUGAUUUGGAGAUUUGGAGAGAAGACAACGUUUUUUGUAGCUUGACUUAUCAGCCAGUCCCAGACCACCUAUUCAGCCAGAAGGAGAGACCCCAUCCCUUGCCCACCCUCCCCUGCUGCUAGCUAGCACCAGCAUGGCAGACAGUCGACAGCCAGAAGAUGGUGCCCCCCAGUGGGACCCAUCAGGGGGGCAGGAGCCUGCUGGCACCCAUGGAGCCAAUGGCUACUCUUCCUCCACCUACAGGACCUGCCAACCGGGUGCCGCCCACAUGGCCACGGCCUCCUACUCCGCCAGGGAGAACGGCUUCAAUGGAGAGCUAACUGGUGCUCACGCUGUAACUGCAGAGCAAGUGUCAGCACGGAUCGUGCAGGAAGUGACGGCAGAGGCAGUGGCGGUAUUGAAGGGAGAGCAGGAGACUCAAAGGCUGCCAUCAGUUGAAGACACCACGAAUUUGCCUCCCUCUCCUCCCCCUUCACCUGCUGCGGAGCACUUUGGUCCGCUGGAGCAAGAUGUAGGGGAUGAGGAGGAGGCGGGGCCUCUCCGCCGCUUCCAAAAUUCUCGGGAGAGGUGCAAGUUCCUCGCCCCCUCCAUCUCAGUUUCCGUGCCCGAGGACGACCCCUACCACUCCGACGAGGAGUACUAUGAGCACCCAUUGUUCAGCCCAGAGUGGACGCACUCGGGCUCACGCCCCACAGGGCAGGCCGUGGCCUUUAGACAGAUUGAAGAAGAGACCAUGGAGGCUCUUACAGCUGAAUACGAGGAGGAGGUGGAAGAGGAGGAGGAGGAGGAGGAGGAGGAGAGUGCAGAGGCAGCAGAGUCCGAGGCAGCUCUUGAUGAGCAGCAGUGGAGCGGGGAAGAGCCCGAGCUGGACAGCCCCCAAGCUGAACCCUUAGAGCAGGCAGAGGCCAUAGAUGAGGCCCAGGAUCUAGACCUGGGGCCGGCUGAAGCAGCUAGUGCUGCUGCAGUAAGCUCUAUGGACAGAGAGGAGGAGGAAGCAGAGGGUGAGGAAUGCCCCGAGACAGCUUCGAAGAUGGACUCAGACAAGCAGGGCAGCGAGAAAAGUGGUUCCAUGAGCCCAGACAGCAUUGGAUCGGAGAAACGUCCAGAGGAGUUUUUUGAGCCCCAGGUCCAAGGAUUUUUUGCUGGUGAACGAGUUGUACCAGAGAGCCCCACCAUGGAUAUGCCAUCCUUUGUACCGCCGAAUGUUCAAAUCCAAGCCAAAGAAUCUGCCAAAUCACUCACACUUCAGCCUGCAUAUGGUGAACCAAUCACAGUGUCAGAGAAACAGCCAUCAGUGGAGGUAGUGGAGUUCAGCAGCAUUGGUGGUCCCUCUGAAUUCCCUUCAAUAGGAGACAAAGUUCAAGGAGGAGACUCAACAAGAGACGCAGGCGACAGAUCUGGUAUGUCAGCAUAUUUUGAAACAUCAGCCAUGGAGGUUGACGAGGCUCCCCCAUGUAAGGGUGAGGGUUAUUACGAACUGAGCAGAGCUGGUGAAGAGAAGAGUACAGUUGAUGUCAGGCCUCAGGAGAUCAGCUACAGCACACUAGCUGAAGCCCAGGAUAAACCUGAAACUAAAAUAAGUACAUCAGAAGACACUAGGGUGUUCACUGUUCCUGACAGGAGUAAUGAAUGCAGGCUUUCCCCAGGUAAACUAGCCUUAGAGCAGAGGAGUUACUCACUCAACAUCACCAUUGGAACAAUGGAUCAAAGUGGCCAAGGCAGACCUAGGAACUUCUCCCCACUAGCCACAGAUAUCAUGUCAUACACAAGUGGAAGUCUAGAUGAGUCAGCAGACUACCUCCCAGUCACUACACCCUCUGUGGAUAAGCCUCCAUCCUUCCCUCCCCUUAUUCUGGAGACUGCAGCUUCCAUCACUUCAGAUUCAUCAUCUCCUCCAAGGACCACUGAAGCAGUUUCUAAACCCAGCCCUGAACCAGAGUCACCAGAAUCACCACAGCCCUUUAAGAGCACCUAUAAAAAUGGAACAGUGAUGGCACAAGACUUACCUGAGAUGCUGGACCUUGCUGGUACCCGCUCCAGACUGGCAUCAGAAAACAAUGACCCAGAAAUAAUCAGAAGAAAGUCAGUUCAAGGUGAUUCUCCUGCCUUCACUGAUGACCCACUGGCUAGCCUAGUUUCAGGGGAACUGAGUCCCAGAAAGAGUGAAAGCCAGUUGGAAGAGAUGGGCUAUUGUGUCUUUAGUGAAUAUUCAGGGCCCAUGCCUUCCCCUGCAGAUGUGUUCAGCCCUACAGACACUUCUGCACAGGUCUUCACCCCCUCCGUCCUGGAGGAGAAAGUGGCUGAGCAGGCUAGAAAAUUAGCAGUCAGAGACACAUCUGUGGAGGACAAGAGCCAGCCAUCAGGAGUUUCUGAUGUCACUGAAGAGAUAGACCAGAAGCAGGUAGAGAGGAAAGACUCUGUUGAAGAAAAGGGCAAAGAGGUUGUAGAUGAUCAACUAAAUAAAACUAUAAGUGAGACACCACCUGCUCAACUAAGUGAGUCAUUUGUGACACCAACAGUCACUGUGACUCUUGAAGAAGGUGGGAGGUCAGAGAGUGAGACUGAACGACAAGCCAGUGGUGAAGGCUCAGCAUCAGAAACCGAGAUUGCCGACUACGAGAGGCAGAUCCGCAAACUGGAGAUGGAAGACAGGCCUCUCAGUUUGGAGGAGGAGCGAGAACUGCAGGAACUUCGGGAGAAGGUGAAGCUGGUCCACCAGGAGGCCUAUGAAGAAGUUGAUGCAGAAGAUGUGUACCAGCUCACAGGCGUGGCCAAGGACCGAAUUGCCAGGCCUGUCAAAACUUCCCCUGCUUCUUCUGUGGAGAGCAACAUCGAUGAUGACAAGUUGCUCUCCCCAGUGCUCUCACCUUCGAAGCUUAAACAAAGAGAGGUUUAUGGUUCCCCCAAAAGAACACCUUCACCGGUGUUAGGAAUAAACAAAGAGGAGAAAGAGGAAUCAGAAAGAAAAAUCAAGGAAGCACAAGAGAAGGAGGCAGCUGAGAAGAAGAUGAAAGAAGAGAAAGAAGAGGCAGAGAGGAAGAUUAAAGAGGAGGCAGAGAGGAAAGAAAAGGAAAUGAAAGAGAGAGAAGAGAGAGAAAGGAGAGAGAAAGAAGAAAGAGAGAAAGAGGAGGCAGAAAGAAUACUGAGGGAAGAAAAAGAAAGGAAGGAAAAAGAACAGAAAGAGCUGGAGAUUAAAGAAAAGAAGGAGAAAGAGGAGAAAGAGAGGAAAGAGAAAGAAGAAAGAGAGAAGAAAGAAAGAGAGGAGAGGGAAAAGAUAGAGCAAGAAGAGAGAGAAAGGAAAGAAAGAGAGGAAAAGGAAAGAAUAGAGAAAGAGUUGAGAGAGAAAGAAAAGAUAGAGAAGGAACUAAAAGAGAAGGAGGAGAAAGAGAAGAAAGAAAAGGAACUGAAAGAGAAGGAAGAGAGAGAGAAAAUGGCUGAGAUGGACAAAAAGAUUGCAGACAAGCCUGAGGAGAUAGCACGACAACCUGAGGAAAAAGCAGCUGUGGAGCCUGUGGAGAAAGAAGCUGAAAAACCUGUGGAGGCUGAGAAGGAGCAAGAGGAAGUUGAGGAAGAUGAGAAAGCAGGGGCAGGAGCAGCAAAUGAGAUCCCAGAGACCCGUGCUGCCAUUGAAUCAGUGGUGACAGUUGAAGACGAUUUUAUCACUGUGGUCCAGACUAUUGAUGAAACGGAGGAGCCGGGACACAGCGUUCGUUUCUCUGCUCCUCCUGAGGCUGAAGCCCUUUGUGUCGCUGCCCAGAAAGAGGAAGAGGAGGAAGAGGAGGAGUCUGUGGAGUUGGCCCAAGAAGCAGAUAUUGAAGCUGCCAGUCUAGAGGAGGUGGGUGACGUUCCUGAGACCCCCGCCUCCCCUGAGAAGGAGGCUCAAAACGUAGAAACUGAAGGACCAACAGAAAGCUACGAUAGAGAUGAAACCACAAUGGACGACUCCAUCCUGGACAGCUCCUGGGUUGACACACAAGAUGAUGAUAAGAGUAUGGCAACAGAGCAGAUUGAGCCUUUGCCCAAGAUGUCCAGCCCAGCCAAAAAGUCUGCUGUGGUCCAGAACAAGCAGACACAACAGAAGAAGGCAGAGAAACAGGAAAAGCUGGUCAAACCAAAGGCCAAAGGAGGGCGACCUAAAGGCCGGAUCUCCACACCAGAACGCAAACCUGUCCGCAAAGAACCAGUCUACAUCCCCAAAGAAGAAGUCAAGAAGAAAAAAGCAGUGAUAAGGAAGACUGAACUUAACAAAAAAAUGGAGACUCAGACUCAAUCCCCAUCCAAGAGGAGCGUGAUGAAACCAGCUGUCCGUCAGACCCGUCCCACCCAGCACCACUCCUGUCCUAGAAGGAGACCCACAGAGGCCAUACCAGACAGUCGUCAGCCUCUCAGUGUUGCCAGACAGUCCCGCGACAGAGCAUCAUGCCAUGCCCAUCAUUUGCCACUAACAAAGAUCCCCACCUCCAUGUCCAGAGUGGCUGCCACAUUAGAUAGACCUCGGUCAUCCUCAGUAGAGCCUCAAGGCUCCCCAGUUUUACAGAGACUCAAAGAUGAGGAUGGUGGGUCAUGGAGCCCUGACAAGAGGUCCUCUCUACCACGACAUGGCUCAAUUCUGAGUCGCCGUGGAUACCAUGACCAGGAGGAGAGCUCCACCUCCAUCACCAGCUCUGGCUCCACGGCUCCUCGCAGACCCACAUCAUUUCGCACAGAGAUGAGGGCAGAGCAUAGGACAGGACGAGCCCCAAGUAUGACAGUUACAGAAGCCGUGCGUUCCCGUUCGGCUCGCAGUGGCCACUCCACCCCCCGCACCCCUGGCUCCACAGCCAUCACCCCAGGAACCCCUCCUAGCUACUCGUCGUCCUCUAGGACCCCUGGAACCCCACGCUCCCUCAGCUUGAUUUCCCAGGAGAGGAAGGUGGCUGUGGUCCGCACCCCACCCAAGUCGCCUGCAACGACGCCUAAGCAGCUCCGCAUCAUCAACCAGCCACUGCCUGACUUCAAGAACGUCAGGUCUAAGAUAGGCUCCACAGAGAAUAUCAAGUACCAGCCUAAAGGAGGACAGGUUCUCAUCCCCAGUGUUAAGCUGAACUAUAGCCAUGUUCAGUCUAGGUGUGGGUCCUUGGACAGGCGGGGCUACUCGGCAGGAGGUGGAAACGUGAUGAUACAGAACAAGAAGAUCGACUUGAGCCAUGUGACCUCCAAAUGUGGCUCUCUAGACAACAUCCAUCAUCGGCCAGGAGGCGGUAACGUGCGUAUAGAGACUGUGAAGUUGGACUUUAAAGACAAAGCCCAAGCCAAGGUGGGUUCCCUGGAUAAUGCUCACCACACUCCUGGUGGAGGCCACGUCAUGAUUGAGAGUCACAGGCUGGCGUUUCGUGACCAGGCCAAAGCGCGAGUGGACCACGGAGCUGAGAUCAUCGUCCAAUCUCCAGGCCUGUCCGGCUCAGUGUCUCCCCAGCGCCAUCGGGACAGCCACCUAUCAUCCUCCGGCAGUCUCAACAUGAUGGAUUCGCCGCAGUUAGCAACCCUGGCUGAGGAUGUCACUGCAGCUCUGGCCAAGCAGGGUUUGUGAACACUGGAUCUCUGGAUACCUGCUCUGCACCCCAGACAUCCUCACCCUGAUCCCUUUGAGACUUUUCUGCCCAUUUCUGCCACCCUGAGGCCAACCUCAGCUAAACCACAGCCUCUAAACAUCUCCACUUAAAGAUCCAUAACUCAACUUUUAAGUAGAGACUCGAAUUAGGAGCUACUGUACGGUCCUCUUUAUUUCCUGUCUAUUUUAAAUCCAAAUAUGUGCUAUUUCUGAUUCAUUUUGUUGGCCUCUCUCUUUUUGAAUGAUGUUGCAUAGAAUAGUUCAGUCUGAGCACUGGUCCUAGAUUAAGAGGUGAAUACAAAGUGGGGGCCAGGUAUUGGCUUGACUGGUCCUGGAUCAGUGUUUUGAAGAAGCUACAGCCUUUUUUCUACAUUAAAUAAGACGUAAUGUGGCCAGCACACCACGCAGCACGUGUUGUUCUUGCUCAGUAAACGUGCAUGGACGCCAAACUCCCUAACAAACCAAGCAUCCUUACUGCAAGUCAUUCUUGUCAUCCAAUAUACAAUAUAUUUAACAAAUAUAUAGAGAAACAUGUAUAAAAAUACGAGUUCUUUGCCAUCUACAUGUCCUAAAACAUUUUAAAAGGAAGUGACAAUAUGGCUAUAAAAUAUACUUGUAAAAUUGCAUUACUGCAAGAACUAGGUCAUGUUAUGACAAGCAUGUAUUGAUUCUAAUAUUAAAAGAGGCUAUUUUGUAAUCUAAAGAAAGGAUUUUAGUAAGUUAUUUCCUCAAUUAUUGGAUAAAGAUAAAACAAGUUCAUGUUUUGUAGUUAUUAGUUGUUUACAGUGUAAUGCUUGGUGACAGUGUCAGACAGCUGAAUUGGUGUUGCUAAGGAAUGCAUCUCAGUCCUGUUGAAGAGCAUCAUACACUUGUACCUGCUCAGUAGUUCAAUAUAGACGCCUGUUUACAUCCGAACAGUAUUAAACACUGGAGCUCAUUCCGCAAACCUCCAUCCAAAAAGGAAAGAGUUAUAAGUAUCUUGUCUUUACAGCUGCAGAUAUUCGGCUCACACGAAUGAACAGUACAGACAUUUCCUCCGCUAUCACAGGCUGAUCAUCAGCUCAUCAGGACUAUCUGCUGGACCACAGAGGAUGACGCUACGAAUGCGACCUGAGAUUUAGCAGAAGAUGCAGCUACUCUGAAAUCUGUCUGUGUGUGUGUGCGUUUGGUGCAGAUCCCAUGCCGUUUUACGACGUAUGCUACCGUAUCUGGAUGUUUUGUUGCAAUAUGUGGGAGAAGAAAGUGGAAUAAAAUAUUUUGAAAACUCCAUUAAAAAGACAAUUCAUGAAGAAAAAUAAAAUGACCGAGGGAACUCGGAUCCUGUUACAUCUGUUAGGAAAAAAGUGUUUGGGUGAUCUAGUUUCUUUUUCGGACACCAUUUGUGGUAUAUCCUGCCUCCUGCCUAAUUACUGCCCUCACCUGCAACUGUUUGCUUCUGUGUUUUUUCUGCAUACCCCAUCUCCGUGUGCCCCCUUCCCACCUCCUGCUCCACCCUACAGCAACUGUAAAUGUAUUUAAAAGGUCAAGUAGAUGUACGCAGUUUUUCUCUUGUUGAUAUGACACCAAUUACAAUAAGUAAUGACAAUAAAAAGGACAAAAAGUGA